AUGGCCGAUUUCAAAGCUCAAUACAAAGAAUUGUUGGACCAAAAGGUCGAACAACAAGCCAAAGUCUUCCUCACUCAAUUUGUGUUAGAAUUCCAAGGCAAGUUUGAUGAAGUCUUAGACACUGCUUCAUCCUUCAAAGGAUAUACCACCACUGACUUCGACACGUUAGAAGAAGACACUAUGCAUGUCUUCAUGGAGAAGCGUGGGGAGACCACUACCAUUGCUCAGCUCAGAGAAAAAUUGAAAGCAAAUGGCAUUGAGACCAGACAUAGAUUUUCGUUCAUUGAUUACAUGAUGUUCCAAUACAACAAGACCUUAAAAGACCUUUUUGAGAAGAAGGCGGGUAAUGCAACUCCGGAGUUAUUGAAAGCAUUGGACGAAGCUUUAACUGAGUUCCAGAAGGUAAUGGACAUCAAAAACGCGCGUAACGCAAAGAUGAAAAAGCUUGAAGGUGAAGCAGCAAAGGGUGGAGUCAAGGGAAUGACAGCACAAAAUGAACUUGCGCAAAUGAAGAGUGAAGACCAACUCGCUUUGAACAAGAUGGAGGUGACUGCGGCCGCCAAGAAAAGAAAAGCUCAACGUGCUGUUGAUAAAGGCGAUGAUUCCAAAGCACGAGAGAAGGCUCUUAAAGAGGAGAAUGCUCGUCUUGAAGCUGAAAAGAAGAAGAAAGAAGAAGAGGAAAGAAAAAAGAAAGAGGAGUCUCGUAAAAGAUUGAAAGAGAGAGCCGCCAUGUUCAACGCCGCCGAAUAA
This is a messenger RNA of Entamoeba invadens IP1, 750 nucleotides long. RefSeq lists its product as hypothetical. NCBI's taxonomy places the organism in Eukaryota, Evosea, Mastigamoebida, Endamoebidae. The record is from RefSeq and is a predicted model, not a curated record. Gene Ontology annotation, cellular component: cortical cytoskeleton. Bases 1 to 750 code for a protein of 249 amino acids. Gene Ontology annotation, molecular function: actin filament binding. Gene Ontology annotation, biological process: parallel actin filament bundle assembly; actin crosslink formation. The transcript has a single exon.